Messenger RNA from Papilio machaon (common yellow swallowtail), 4573 nucleotides. RefSeq lists its product as uncharacterized. Bases 407 to 2845 code for a protein of 812 amino acids. The transcript is spliced from 15 exons. The record is from RefSeq and is a predicted model, not a curated record. Gene Ontology annotation, cellular component: plasma membrane. NCBI's taxonomy places the organism in Eukaryota, Metazoa, Arthropoda, Insecta, Lepidoptera, Papilionidae.
UCUCCGCUGCCAUGGUAGGAGGAAGGUAGGGUCGGGCACGCGCUAUCGUUCGCAAGUGAUCAGUGCUGCGCGAUCAGCUCAGCCGCGUGGUGUACUGCUGCCGGACCGCAACUCGCGCCAACUAAACCACUGCGAUUUGUUCAGUGACGUUAUGUGAAACUAAUUUAUAUUUGUGCUCGUUAUUGGGAGAUUGCCAUUAUUCUGAUACGCAGUAUUAGUUAGUAAAAUGUUAGGACAUUGUGACGAAAAAAGAAAUGAAGUGGAUAAUAGAACAGCAUACAGUGAACGUUGCAAGUUGUAGUGCUAACAAAACCAAGGUGCCAAUAGUAUAAUGCCGUGCAUAGAUAAAGAAUGAAGUGAGAAGAGAAUAAAUUUGAAAAUGCAAUAAAUAUAAUUGUGUGUGACGAUGGAGGGUGCCGUGUUGAGCGCCCAGAGCAAUAACAGAUUCCGUACGCACCUGAAAAACGCCGCGAGUGCUCUGUGCGCGAGGACGCUGCCUAAGCAAAGAUGCAGCGAAGCGGCGGCGAGCUCGUCCCGCCACCACACCUAUCCUCGCUCGGCGCCGCCCAAACGUGCGCCCAUCUCCUGUCGCAUGGAGCCCCUACUCGGUGACCUGACCGCUCCCGCUUCCCCUGCGCACUACCCGCCUGACGUGGUGGUCAGCAAACCGCUCGACUGCAAACCCACCACGCCCAAUGGCAUGGUCAAGUUAAAAGGAGCAUUAGCUAGGGAGGUGGCGAGCGCCUGGGAGUGUCGCGUCGGCCCGCCCGACCGGCCCGCGCCCGCCCAUCGAGUGCAGGGACUAUUCAACGACAUCGAACUCUAUCCCACUAAGACGCAGGUGUUCGAAAUGUUGGUGUGCGCGCGUCAGUGUGCGCGGCGCAAGUCGCUCAUUCUCACCUUCGGGGAGUUUUGCGUGUUCGCCGCGGAGCUACGGCGAUGCUCAAGGCAGGCUCGACAAGUUUCCAACAAGCCCGACUCUCCUGUGUGGACCGUGGACAAAGACCUUCGGGAUAAGGAUACGUUAUGCAAGCAUAUGAACGGCAGCGAGGCGUCGCCGCCACCGUGCGAGGUGUUCCUGGGAGGCUCGUGCAAUCCCACCACCUGGAGGUCGGACAUCGCCAUACCCAUGCUCAAGAAGAUGGGCAUCACAUAUUUCAAUCCGCAAGUGGAGGACUGGUCGACGGAGCUAAUGGAGGUGGAGCAUCGCGCGAAAUGUGCGGCGCGCGCGCUGCUGUUCGUGUUGGACAGCGAGACGCGCGCGGUGGCCGCCAGCGUGGAGGCCGCACACCUUGCCGCUGCGCCACGCGAUCUCCUGCUUGUGUUGCGCCCUUACUCGCGACACCAGCUCAUCGGCAAUGAGACCAUCACUGACCAGGAGUACGUUGAGCUGUCCCGAGCUAGAGCGACGCUCCAGGAGGCAGUAGAGCGGCGCGGACUGCCCGCCUUCUCGGACAUCCCGGCCGCAUUGCGGUGCGCGCGCGCGGUACUGCGCGGCGCCCGCACGCAGCCGCGACACUCGCUCGGACACACCAUCCUGCGACUGAAGCGCGCCUUCGACGCGGCCGGUGGUAGGAAUGGCACCCUGUCCCGCUCCCGGGCACUCGACGCGCUGCGGGAAGCCACCAAGACCUCCCGGCAGACCGCCGACCGCGCGCUGCCGACGGACGACCACGUCGACUUUGAAACAUUCUGCGCCGCCGUCGCCGAACUCGCCGCUGACGUCGGAGUGUCGCGGUGUGAGGGUGUCGCGGGUGGUGGGGGUGGUGGGGGCGGUGGGGGUGGCGGGGUGGUGGCGCAGAUGCGGCGCGCGUUCCGUUCGCUGCGCGCGCGCCUCGCCGACCCCGGUGCGUUCACACUGAGGAUUACUUUCAUUGAUACAGAUAGUCGCAAUGGCCAGGAAGAGGUCCCCAGACUAACGGAAGGAGAAGAUAGUCGCGUGGCAGAGGGAGGCGAGAGGCCGCGGGAAGGCAACGGGCUUCUGGUGCACAAUCCACGGCUCAGGGCCUACGGGAGGAAGCUUGGAUUAUUCAUUCCUAAGAACAACGGCAGUCGUACGUCGGAGAUGAGCCCUGGUGCGGGUGUUGUGGGUGGUGUGGGUGGUGUGGGGGGUGCUGGGGGCGUGUCGGAGGGCGGGGACAGCGUGCUGACGCCGCGCACGGAGCGCCGCCUCGAGCGCCUGCCGGACAUGCUCGCCACACACAACCAUCAUGUCUACCUCGGCGGAUCAUUCCCGUGUGGCGGCAGUCGUCCUGAGGAGGUGCUGAGGCGUGAGGGGUUCACGUACGUGUCGCCGCGAGCCAACGACUACACGCGCAUGUUCUCCGCGCCCGCGCGCCGCGCCGCCCCCUCGCAGCCUGACUCCCCCUGCGACAAGAAACCACGCCCCAACGCACAUCUCUCGCCGGUAUCACCGAGCGAGGAGGGCGUACAAUUUCGGGAGCGUGGCGGAGGUGGAGGUGCGGAGGCAGCAGACCGGCUCAGCGCCUCCGACUUCUACACUGUCAGCGAGGACGUCACGCCGCAACCUUUUAAAGGUACAUACGACGAGGAGCUGCUGCUGGGGUCGCGCAUGUUGGUGUUCUCUCUGAGCUCGGAGGCGCCCUGCUUCUCUACCAUGGUGUUGGCCGCGCACUACAUGGGCCUGCGCCCUCACGCCACUGUGCUCAUAGUACAGACAAUGGACCCCGCAGCCGCACACAAUUACAGUGAAGCAGCAGUAAAAGACUACAAUCGCGGUAGACAUUAUCUCGUAGAUCUGGCGCGGCGCUCCUCCGUACCUGUCUUCGAUAACGUGGACGACGCCAUGAUGUGCGUCGUGCGACGUCUGCGCACCGAACUCUAGCACGCGAAUGUCGCACUUAAAGCUGACUCAAUAGAGGUGUGUUUACUGUGAAAUAUGGAAGACUAAGACCGCUGGCGAUGUAGUUGUUUUCUAUUGAAUGUAUACACGAGCUAAACGCCGAUAAAGUUGUGUUGAAUUCAUCAAUGGUAAAAAAUUUAAAAAUGGAGAAAUAGAGUCGAGUCUUAGUACUGCUUAAAAAGCAGAUAAAGUUGUGUCUAAAGUUAAAGAAUGUUUGUUGUGGGUUUUAUAAGCGAAUUUAUUUCGUGCGUAUUAGAUUACAAAUUGUAAUUUUGCAAUUGGUUCAUCUUUUUUAAUCAUCCAUGAAAUAAUUUUCGUUUCCGUGUAAAAACGCACCUUUGUAAAAUUCUUCAAUUCAAUGGAAACGCAACUUAAAACUGUACAAGUUGUGAGUUAUCAUUCCGGGGAAAUGUUGCAAGAAGUGACGUCAUCACUAGCGAUGUAACUGACAGUCUCACAGUCAUUCCAAAUAAUUAAUAGCUCAUUGACUAAAGAAAGCAUAGAAUAAAUGUUAUAAUGCACUCUAUAAAUCGAUAGGUAAUUAACCUGACAGUUUAUGCUAUCUCUAUUACUAGUUCAAAUUCUCACCACCGCUACAAUCAGCGCCAAAAUGAAGAAAAUCAAAUCGGCACAAAAUACCAGGUCUUAUAGCCUAUCCAUUAAUAGACAUCAGUGUUAUAAUGAUAUUUGCUUAGUUUAUUUGUAUCGCUAGUGAUAAUGUUGUGUAUUGAAUCUCAUUUGGAAGUGUAAUGUCGAUGAGGCAGCCUGCGUGUAAAGAUUCCUCGUAUCUAAUCACAAUUCACACAAUAAAGACAACUAAAAUCUUUAACCAUCGUUAAUUUCGCGCGUCAAGGAGUCUCAUAUAUAAUAUGUACUUAUAUCUAACGUGUUUUAUGAAAUGUUUUAGUCUAGUACAAUACAAUGUCUCUCUUUUAUUUCGUCACUCUCUAAUGUAUUAUAUUAAAUAUAAUAUAUAGGCACUAAUUAUUUUAAACAAAUUUUUAACUAAGCAUGCGUGAGGACAGAGUGGAUGGUGAUGGGGAAAAAAUUAAAAAUGUAAAUAAACAUCGGAAGAAUUUCUAUUACGAAAUUCUAAGAUCUUUUAAAUUAUCAUUGAAUACUUAAUUUACAGUGUAACGGUAUUACUUGAGUGGACCAGAGUAACAAAUGUAGUUAAUUACUGUCGCACUCAGAGACAAUUAAUAGUCACAUAAGAAUCCUUCCUUAGAGAAGAUUGUUGGUCACAUAAGAGUCCUCGCUUAGUGACAAUUAACGGUCUCAUAAGGGUCUUCUCUUGGUGACGAUUAACGGUCACAUAAGAGUCCUCUCCUUGUUUCCUCUCUUAGUAACAAUAAAUGGUGACAUCAGGGUCCUCGCUUAGUGAUAAUUAAUCGCCACAUAAGGGUCUUCCCUUAGUGAUUAUUGAACGCUUUGAGUGCGUCAGUUAGUGUUUAUCCAACAUGACAAAUGCACGUGUCCAAAACACUAUGCAUAAAGUACAUUAAAAUUUUACUCCAUUGUCUUAUAUCAGUUGAAGGAACGUUAUAUUAUAAAUACAUUGAAAUUAUCGUAUAUGAGAAUAAGACAUUUAGUGGGUCAGAGACAAUUUAUAUAUAAAAUAUUUAAAAACAUAAAUGAGGCAAAUAAAGCAAAAGUAAGUUGAAAAGAGAUGAAAAUUUGUAGAAAUCCAUGUAAAUGUCGUAUACGUCU